GCAUGUGAACGCUGCAUCACCAGACAGCUGUCGUGCUCGCGCCCGAUCUCGUGAACGCGCUCUUGUGUACUGCGAAAAGCGGGUUCAAGAAGCAGAAGGAGAAGAGUGUGUCUUGGUGCUUGUGUUUCUCCUGAUCGCUGCUCAGGCAGGAGGGCGCUUCAGCUUUCAGCUUCAGUCUCAGCCCAGGACUUCAUCGGAUUCAUCUGAAUCUUUCUCGACGAAUUCAUACACACACAGAGGUCAGCGUAUCAGACGUGCCACAACACGGCCUGAGCACUGGACUGGGUCUCAUCUGUGAAGCCGGUAUACUGAUAGCUAUCGCAUGUUUGUGUGUUUCUAGAGACAGGCUGCUGUUGAGGAAUGGAAGCUGAUCAGAAUCAGGAAGUGCCCGAGGCUGUUUCUCAGACCCAUGUGGAAGAGACCGAGCCGCCCAAAUCCGAAGAGGUGAGCGAGACGCCCUUGGCUCAGGACCCUCCCGAGCCAGAGAAGCCAUCAGUAAAUGAUUCUAAACCAGAGAUGGAGUGCACAGAGCAAACACCCGAAGUAAAGCCUGAAAAGGAGAACGUUUGCCCUGAGACAGCCAAGGAGCCAGAGAAAUUGCCUGAGAAGGAGGAAGUUGCAGAGGAAGUUGCAGUGAAAGCUGUUGAAGUGGAAAAAUCUGCUGAGGAACCAGCAGAGGUUGAGAAAAAGCCAGAGAUCGAAGUAGUGGAGCAGCAAAUCACUGAAACAGCAGAGCCUGAAAAGAAAGCAGAAGCUGAACAAAAGGCAGAACCUGCGGGAUUGGAGCCUCCUGCUGCAAGUGAAACUGCACCAAACGAACCGGUGAAGGAGGCAGAGAAAGCAGAAGACAAACCAACUGAGUCAGAGGCAGAAAAGCCCACCGAGGCUCAAGCAGUUCAAGCUGAGGCCCCAAAAGAAGAGACACAACCAAAAGAACCAGCGCUUCCCCUGUUCUAUGGUUGGUUCCUGCUGUCUGAAGUUGAAGAGAAGAUCAAAUGUUCCACGAUGGAGUUUCUGAAGACACUGGACACUCUGGAGGCCUUCAAGAAACAUGCCAAUGAAUUCACUGGAGCAGCGGACAAGGAAGUGGAUUUGGAGCAGUACUUUCAGAUCCAAACGCCACUCCACUGCACUACUCGGUUCUGUGACUAUGGAAAGGCAGAGGGUGCAAAAGAAUAUGCUGAACUGCAGGUUGUCAAAGAUUCUUACGACACAGCAACGGAGCUAUCAGUUGUCGGUCUUAUAGUGACCCCCCGCACCUUCGGUGCCCGUGUGUCACUGACGACUGAGCAGCUGGCGCUGUGGCCCACAGGAGCUGAUAAAGAGGGGAUUCCCGAAGCCGACCUCCCUGGUGUCGAGGCUCUCCCAGAAGGCAGUCGUGCUCAUGUGACCCUAGGCUGUGCAGCAGGUGUAGAAGCUGUUCAAACCGGUAUAGAUCUACUGGAGAUCCUGAUCCUCCAGCAAGGAGAAGAGAAAGCAGCCUCUGUGGAGGAGCUGGAGCUGGGCACACUCUCAUACCUGGGCGAGGGUCGUUGGUACCUGCAGUUUAGGGAGGCGGUCACAUGUGACGCCACGUUCUCAAGCUUCUCUGAAGAGCAGCCUCCUGCUGAACCAGGCAAGAAGGAGGGUGGAGAGAAAAAGAAGAAGCUAAAGUGCUCAAUCCUGUGAGGAGAUGGAAAGGGGUGAUGACGACGGGUGAUUGUGUUGUAGGGCUAAGACUGGUUUUGUGUACGUGUGGUUGUGUGUGAAUGUUUUUCAGCUUUAGGCCUGGGUGUAGGCGACUGGUAUGCGCAAAACCAAUUUACCAUCCCAAAGCGACCUUUCUUAGCAGGUGCCUUCUCAUUUCGCUUGGCAGCACCAGCACCAAGGCCUUAGAAUUUGCCUUAUGGUCGAGAAUCACCUUGCUGUAGCAUGUAGUUCAUUCUGCGCUAGAUCCUCCCUCACUCGCCCUUACUCCUGUUUUUCUCCUGCACUUCAACGUUCGGUCUUCCUUGCACUUAAAGCAAAUAAAUUGCUUAUCUCAAUUUAUUGAUCUAUUUGGUUGAAUGCAGAAGUAGCAGUAGUCAGAGUUCUUGGUUUUUCAGGAAGACUGAAACAAUUUGACACCUUUUACAUAUUUGCCAAAUUAUUUGUUUGGUACGAAGUGUGUAUGACGAUUGGCCUUGGUGUAUGUGCGUGUGUGUGUGUUUGAGUUUCUUUUUUUUUUUUUUUUCUUUCUCUACUUUUUUCCCUUCCAACAUUUAUGAAAUUCAAUCCGAUUGCAUGCUGUUCGUGUCACACCCACUUCAUAUCCAUCUUUAACCCUGUAAGACCCAAUUAUAGAAAAAAAAUAAAAUGUUUUUUCACCUGUC
Silurus meridionalis is the source of this 2351-nucleotide messenger RNA. RefSeq names its product 2',3'-cyclic nucleotide 3' phosphodiesterase (gene cnp). Gene Ontology annotation, biological process: cyclic nucleotide catabolic process. The record is from RefSeq and is a predicted model, not a curated record. NCBI's taxonomy places the organism in Eukaryota, Metazoa, Chordata, Actinopteri, Siluriformes, Siluridae. Gene Ontology annotation, molecular function: 2',3'-cyclic-nucleotide 3'-phosphodiesterase activity. Gene Ontology annotation, cellular component: cytoplasm; membrane. The transcript is spliced from 4 exons. Bases 361 to 1668 code for a protein of 435 amino acids.